Gadus morhua (Atlantic cod) is the source of this 5877-nucleotide messenger RNA. RefSeq lists its product as uncharacterized. Gene Ontology annotation, molecular function: G protein-coupled receptor activity. Gene Ontology annotation, biological process: G protein-coupled receptor signaling pathway. The record is from RefSeq and is a predicted model, not a curated record. The transcript has 23 exons. NCBI's taxonomy places the organism in Eukaryota, Metazoa, Chordata, Actinopteri, Gadiformes, Gadidae. Gene Ontology annotation, cellular component: plasma membrane. The coding region runs from base 1 to 5877 and encodes 1958 amino acids.
AUGCAGACCAUGACCUUUGCUAUCAGGGAGAUCAACCAGCGACGUGACUUGCUGCCUGAGCUGAGGCUGGGGUUCCACAUCAGAGACAGCUGUAACGAGGUCCCCGUGUCUCUGAAGGCCUCCCUGCUUUUGGUGAAUGGACAGCCAGGCCCCACAGCCAUCAGGAAUGGGAGUCUGUCUCCAGUGUUAGGUUGUGCCGAUGUCACCAGGUCCCCGUCUCCUGUAAUCAUAGGAGAUGCAUCCUCUGGUGUGUCGAUGGCUCUACUGAGAAGUCUGGGCCCCUUUCAGAUCCCCCUGGUGAGCUACUUUGCCUCCUGCAGCUGCCUGAGUGAGCAGACAGAGUUUCCCAUGUUCAUGCGCACCAUGCCCAGCGAUGCCUUCCAGGUCAGAGCCCUGGCCCACUUGGUCAGCCACUUCGGCUGGACCUGGGUGGGGGUCAUUGGACUGGAGUCUGACUAUGCCCGCUUCGCCAUACAGCUUUUUCUCCACGAGUCGUCCCUGCAUGGCGUGUGUGCUGCCUAUGUUCAUCUCUAUCCUGUGGUUCUGAGUCAGCAACCUCUGGAUGAGCUACUGGAUAUCAUUCAGGGGUCAUCUUCAAAGGUAAUAAUUAACUUCUGCAGUGAGUCAGAAGUGCAAAGCAUCAUGAGAGCCAUUCGACAGCGAAACAUCACAGGCAUCCAGUGGAUCGCGGGCGAGGCCUGGGCCACAGCCAAGUCACUCUGGGAGGAGUUUGGCGACCUCUUGAGCGGCACCUUGGGCUUCGGUAUUCGCAGAGCCGAGGAAAUUCCAGGGUUGAAGCAGCAUCUGUCCAGGCUUCGACCGUCCAACAUCCAAGAAUCGGCUUUCCUCACAGAGCUCUGGGAGGAGACACUCAACUGCAGACUGAACGGCUCUGUGAACACACAUUCUCACAUGGUCAACCAUCUGGAUCGAAAGCCUUGCACUGGCAUGGAGGAUUUAAACGACGUGUACUCUGCCUUCUCAGAUGUGAGCCAGCUCAGGGUGUCGUAUAACGUGUACAAGGCUGUGUAUUUGGUGGCCCAUGCACUGCAGAGAAUGAGUGACUGUGAGGCGGGGCAGGGGCCCUUUGUGAACGGCACCUGUGGAAAACCUCAAAGUCUAGAGCCGUGGCAGCUGUUCCACUACAUGAAGAAUACUAAGUUCUCCAUAUUGGGUGAAAAAGUGGACUUUGAUCGUAACGGUGACCCCAUCGCUUCGUAUGACCUCAUGAACUGGCGAAGGGAGCAGGAUGGCUCUCUGCGGCUGCUGAAGGUGGGCUUUUACGACGCCUCCCUGUCUCCAGAGCUCAGCCUUGUGGUGAAUGAAUCUGCCAUUCAGUGGCCAGUUGGGCAACAGGCGGUCCGGUCUGUGUGCAGUGAGAGCUGCCCACCAGGGAAGCGUGUAGCCAGGAGGAAGGGGAAGCCUGUCUGCUGUUUUGACUGUGUCACCUGCGCUGAAGGGGAGGUCAGCAACAACACCGAUUCUUUGGACUGCACAAGGUGCCCAGACGUCAUGUGGCCUAACAACAUGAGAAACCUUUGCCUCCCAAAGUAUGUUGAGUUCUUGUCUUACAAGGAGCCAAUGGGUAUUGUUCUAUGUACUGGAUCAGUUCUUGGAGCUUGUUCCUCUCUCCUUGUUUUGGCAAUGUUCUAUAAACACAGGGCCACACCCGUUGUCCGGGCGAACAACAUGGAACUGAGCUUUUUCCUUCUGCUGUUCCUGGCCACCUGUUUCCUCAUUGGGCUUUUGUUCAUUGGAGAGCCCUCUGAUUGGCUGUGCCGUAUUCGGUACCCAGCUUUCGGCAUCAGCUUUGCUCUAUGCAUCUCCUGCCUCCUGGCUAAGACAGUAGUGGUCCUAAUGGCUUUCAGGGCCACACUGCCAGGAAGUGGUGUUAUGAAGUGGUUCGGACCCAAUCAGCAAAGAGCAAGUGUGCUUCUGUGCACCGUAAUCCAGGGCUUGAUCUGUCUUAUCUGGCUUCUCACCUACCCACCUUUCACCAAUAGCAACACAGGCUACCUCAGGAACACCAUCAUUAUCGAGUGUGCUACCGGCUCGGAGGUCGGCUUCUGGUGUGUUCUUGGCUAUAUCGGCCUCCUGGCAUGCCUGUGCUUCUUCAUGGCGUAUUUGGCCCGUGAGUUGCCUGACAAUUUCAAUGAAGCUAAAUUCAUUACGUUCAGCAUGCUCAUUUUCUUUGCAGUGUGGAUCACUUUCAUCCCCGUCUACGUUAGCACCGCCGGUAAAUACACCGUGGCUGUGCACAUUUUUGCGAUUCUGGCUUCUGCAUAUGGUCUCCUGGUGUGUAUUUUUGCUCCAAAGUGCUACAUUAUCAUUUUCAAGCCAGCAAAAAACAGCAAGAAAAAUAUGAUCCUGGACAGAUGCUGCUUCAACCCCGGAAUUACCUCGGCUCUGCGAAUACCGAAGCCCAAGGUGCCGCUCAAGAGGUCGCCAAACUCCUCCCAGAGUGACUUGGAUGUGGCCCAGGCCUCGCCCGCGAUCCACUGGAUGCCUGUCCAGCCGAAGUGGCUGACCAAGCGGGCCAGGGCUCUGACCUGGAAGGCAUCGCUGGGCAUGGUGCGCAUGAACAUGGGAAACUCUGUCUGCUCGCUCAGACAGCUGCAGGAGGCAAAAGCCAUCGACACACCAGAGGAUGCAUCUCCUAUGAUAACAGGAGACGGGGACCUGGUGACAUCGGCACAACCUAACACUGGAGACCUGGAGCCUAAACUGAUCAGAUCUCCCUUGCCAGAAAUCUCCCCGACUAGCGCCAGACUCCCAUUCCCGGUGGCUGGGGGGCCUGGCUGGCCAUUCACUAGAAGCAGGGAGGCCUUCAGAGACACGGGGACGUCGUCGCAGCUGUCUCUGAUGUGGAACCCCAGCCUCAGCUCAGGCAGCAAGUCACUGCGCUGGUUGAUCUCCCUGAUAGCAAAGGUCAUGGUCCAGCCGAAGUGGCUGACCAAGCGGGCCAGGGCACUGACCUGGAAGGCAUCGCUGGGCAUGGUGCGCAUGAACAUGGGAAACUCUGUCUGCUCGCUCAGACAGCUGCAGGAGGCAAAAAGCAGGGAGGCCUUCAGAGACACAGGGACUUCGUCACAGCUGUCUCUGAUGUGGAACCCCAGCCUCAGCUUAGGCAGCAAGUCACUGCGCUGGUUGAUCUCCCUGAUAGCAAAGGUCAUGGCUUUGUCUUCCCUUGUCCUUGUUGCCAGAGUAUUACGUUCGUCACCGUCCAUGUUCCUCCAGCUCCUGACCCAGCCUUGUCCUAGCCACAACCUGAACCAAGAUUCUGACCUGAGUUCUAGUUUCUCGUUUUUGCCACCUGCCCUGUUCACAGACUGUGCUUACAUCGGAGAAGUAGAGUCAAACAGUUUUUACCAAGACGGAGAUGUGGUGUUAGGGGGUGUCUUUCCUCUACACUACACCCGUGUGUCUUCUCUUCCACCUUACACAUCCAAACCAGAACCUGGCUCAUACAAUUUCAGUGCCCGCGCCCUGCGUUGGAUGCAGACCAUGACCUUUGCUAUCAGGGAGAUCAACCAGCGCAAUGACCUGCUGCCUGCGCUGAGGCUGGGGUUCCACAUCAAAGACAGCUGUAACGAGGUCCCCGUGUCUCUGAAGGCCUCCCUGCUUCUGGUGAAUGGACAGCCGGGCCCCCCAGCCACCGGGAAUGGGAACUCCAGGUCUCCAGUGUUGGGUUGUGCCGAUGUCACCAGGUCCCCGUCUCCUGUUAUCAUAGGAGAUGCAUCCUCUGGUGUGUCGAUGGCUCUACUGAGAAGUCUGGGCCCCUUUCAGAUCCCCCUGGUGAGCUACUUUGCCUCCUGCAGCUGUCUGAGCGAGCAGACAGAGUUCCCAAUGUUCAUGCGCACCAUGCCCAGCGAUGCCUUCCAGGUCAGAGCCCUGGCCCGCUUGGUCAGCCACUUCGGCUGGACCUGGGUGGGGGUAAUUGGCGAGGAGUCUGACUAUGCAUACUUUGCCGUACAGCUCUUUCUCCAGGAGUCGUCACUGUAUGGCGUGUGUGCUGCCUAUGUUCACCAUUUUCCUGUAGUUCUGAGUCAGAAGCCUCUGGAUAAGCUACUGGAUGUCAUUCAGGGGUCAUCUUCAAAGGUCAUAAUCAACUUCUGCAUUGAGACGGAAGUGCAAAGCAUCAUGAGAGCCAUUCGACAGCGGAACAUCACAGGCAUCCAGUGGAUCGCGGGCGAGGCCUGGGCCACAGCCAAUUCACUCUGGGAGGAGUUUGGCGACCUCUUGAGCGGCACCUUGGGCUUCGGUAUUCGCAGAGCCGAGGUAAUUCCAGGGUUGAAGCAGCAUCUGUCCAGCCUUCGACGGUCCAACAUCCAAGACUCGGCAUUCCUCACAGAGUUCUGGGAAGAGUCACUUAACUGCAGACUGAACGGAUCUGUGAACACACAUUAUCAUUACAUUGACAAUCAUCUGGAUCGAAAGCCUUGCAGUGGCAUGGAGGAUUUAAACGACGUGUACUCUGCCUUCUCAGAUGUGAGCCAGCUCAGGGUGUCGUAUAACGUGUACAAGGCUGUGUAUUUGGUGGCCCAUGCACUGCAGAGAAUGAGUGACUGUGUGGUGGGGCAGGGGCCUUUUGUGAACGGCACCUGUGGAAAACCUCAAAGUCUAGAGCCGUGGCAGCUGUUCCACUACAUGAAGAUUACUAAGUUCUCCAUAUUGGGUGAAAAAGUGGACUUCGAUCAUAACGGUGACCCCAUCGCUUUGUAUGACCUCAUAAACUGGCGAAGGGAGCAGGAUGGCUCUCUGCGGCUGCUGAAGGUGGGCUUUUACGAUGCCUCCCUGUCUCCAGAGCUCAGCCUGGUGGUGAAUGAUUCUGCCAUUCAGUGGCCUGUUGGGCAACAGGCGAUCCGGUCUGUGUGCAGUGAGAGCUGCCCACCAGGGAAGCGUGUUGCCAGGAGGAAGGGGAAGCCUGUCUGCUGUUUUGACUGUGUCACCUGUGCUGAUGGGGAGGUCAGCAACAACACCGAUUCUUUGGACUGCACACGGUGCCCAGACGACAUGUGGCCUAACGACAUGAGAAACCUUUGCCUCCCAAAGAAUGUUGAGUUCUUGUCUUACAAUGAGCCAAUGGGUAUGGUUCUAUGUGCUGGAUCGGUCCUUGGAGCAUUUUUCUCUCUCCUUGUUCUGGCUUUGUUCUUUAAACACAAGGCCACACCCGUUGUACGGGCUAACAACAUGGAACUGAGCUUCUUCCUUCUGCUAUUCCUGGCAACCUGUUUUCUCAUUGGGCUUUUGUUCAUUGGUGAGCCCUCUGAUUGGCUGUGUCGUACCCGGUACCCAGCAUUCGGCAUCAGCUUUGCUCUAUGCAUCUCCUGCCUCCUGGCUAAGACAUCAGUGGUCCUAAUGGCUUUCAGGGCCACACUGCCAGGAAGUGGUGUUAUGAAGUGGUUCGGACCCAAUCAGCAAAGAGCAAGUGUGCUUUUGUGCACGGUGGUCCAGGGCUCGAUCUGCCUUAUCUGGCUGCGCACAAACCCACCUUUCACCAAUAGCAACACAGGCUACCUCAGAAACACCAUCAUUAUCGAGUGUGCUACCGGCUCGGAGGUCGGCUUCUGGUGUGUUCUGGGCUACAUCGGCCUCCUAGCAUGCCUGUGCUUCUUCAUGGCGUUUUUGGCCCGUGAAUUGCCUGACAAUUUCAAUGAAGCUAAAUUCAUUACGUUCAGCAUGCUCAUUUUCUUUGCGGUGUGGAUCACUUUCAUUCCCGUCUACAUGAGCACCGCCGGUAAAUACACUGUGGCUGUGCACAUUUUUGCGAUUCUGGCUUCUGCUUAUGGUCUUCUCUUUUGUAUUUUUGCUCCAAAGUGCUACAUUAUAAUUUUAAAUCCAGAAAAAAACAACAAGAAAAAUAUGAUGCAUAAAUGA